AUGCACGGAAUUAACUGGCCGUCGAAGGCUCUCGCCCAUCUUUGGACGGUGGCGUUCCCGUCAUCCACUCAACCCCUCACUGAUUCGAUUGCACCGUUUGCUUCUGGGCACCUGACGAAUCGCCGUGCGAUGGCGAUCGCGCAAUCAUCUUCGCUGCUGCGCCUCAUUCCUGGGCAAUUUUGCCGCGUGCUGCUCUAUCUGCAUUGUAAUACAGGCACAUCCGUGAAGAGAGAUCAUCGUAAUCUGUUGGAGAUCGGAAAUCUGAAGAACUUGCCGUCAUUCUGUUCCACCGUCUCUGGCGCACCCGUGACUGUCGUCCCAAACCCCUCUUCAGCCGAAAAGUCGCGCGUCUGUCUAAUCGGUCUAGCGCCGUCCGAGUGUCUGGCGCUUUAG
This is a messenger RNA of Mesocestoides corti, 393 nucleotides long. The record is from the annotation of a GenBank genome assembly. Lineage: Eukaryota; Metazoa; Platyhelminthes; Cestoda; Cyclophyllidea; Mesocestoididae.